UUUAGAGAAGCACAAAUCAAUCAACGAGCCGUCGUCGUCGCUUUACAUAUAAACAAUCCUUACCCAUCGAACAAGAAUUCUCUGAUUAUACGUUUCAAGAGUCGAUCGAGGGAUCGAGAUUGAGAUUACAUUUGAGAGCGAUGCCGGGUUUAACAUGUAACGCGUGUAACAUGGAGUUCAAGGACGAAGAAGAGCGUAACCUUCAUUAUAAGUCUGAUUGGCACCGCUACAAUCUCAAGCGCAAGGUGGCUGGAGUUCCUGGAGUUACAGAAGCUUUGUUUGAGGCUAGACAAUCUGCUCUUGAUCUGGAGAAAAAUAAAUCUAAUGAAGCACCUAUGCUUUAUAGUUGUGCAAUCUGUGGUAAAGGUUACAGGAGUUCCAAGGCUCACGAGCAGCAUCUUCAGUCUCGGAGCCAUGUUUUGCGGGUUUCACAAGGGACAACAACCAAUGGUGAGGAGGAUGUUGCCAUAAUCAGGCCACUUCCUCGUCGUGUUCAACACAGGGGUUCCAUUGAUGAUGAUAGUGACGCUGAAUGGGUGGAGGUUGAUUCAGAUGAGGAAUUGGCUGCUGAAGAAGCUUCUGAUUCUUUGUCUAAGUUGAAUGUUAAUGAGUCAGGAUCUGCUGAGGAUAUGGAUGAUGAUCAGGCAGACAAGUACGACCUGGAUCCUACCUGUUGUUUGAUGUGUGACAAAAAACAUAAGACCUUAGAGAGCUGUAUGGUUCACAUGCAUAAGCACCAUGGUUUUUUCAUUCCUGAUGUUGAGUAUCUGAAGGAUCCCCAAGGGCUUCUCACCUACCUUGGUCUUAAGGUCAAGAGAGACUUCAUGUGUCUCUACUGCAAUGAGCUAUGCCGUCCAUUCAGCAGCUUAGAAGCUGUAAGGAAGCAUAUGGAAGCAAAGAGUCAUUGCAAGUUGCAUUAUGGUGAUGGUGAUGAAGAUGAGGAUGCUGAACUAGAAGAGUUCUAUGACUACAGCAGCAGCUAUGUUGAUGAAGCUGGAAAGCAGAUUGUUGUAUCUGGUGAAACAGACAACACUGUAGAACUUGUUGGUGGUUCUGAGCUCGUGAUCACAGAGAAAUCUGAGAACGCAACAACGUCUAAAACUCUCGGGUCUCGUGAAUUCAUACGUUACUACAGACAGAAGCCACCCCCAACUUCUCAAAACAGCAACCAGAUAAUUGCCUCUUUAUCUUCAAGGUACAAGAGCCUGGGUCUGAAGACAGCACCAACAAAAGAGGAGACAUUGAGGAUGAAAGUGCGCAAGCAGAUGAGCCAGAGAGGCGAGACAAUGCGUACCAAGAUCGGAGUGAAGAGUAAUGUCAUAAGGAACUUGCCCAAUAAUGUCCCAUAUUAGUUUCUGAGUUUGUGUCACUUAUUCUCUAGUGUUGGAUUUUAUGAGGAGUCCAUGUACUUUGACCAAGUUGUGUACUUUGACCAAGUUGUGUACUUGGCAAUAAGAGUAAGCUUUAAACAAA
Messenger RNA from Capsella rubella, 1473 nucleotides. RefSeq names its product cytoplasmic 60S subunit biogenesis factor REI1 homolog 1. Bases 141 to 1352 code for a protein of 403 amino acids. NCBI's taxonomy places the organism in Eukaryota, Viridiplantae, Streptophyta, Magnoliopsida, Brassicales, Brassicaceae. Gene Ontology annotation, cellular component: preribosome, large subunit precursor. Gene Ontology annotation, biological process: ribosomal large subunit biogenesis. Gene Ontology annotation, molecular function: nucleic acid binding; zinc ion binding. The record is from RefSeq and is a predicted model, not a curated record. The transcript has 5 exons.